Messenger RNA from Tachyglossus aculeatus (Australian echidna), 840 nucleotides. Its product is annotated as vomeronasal type-1 receptor 4-like. NCBI's taxonomy places the organism in Eukaryota, Metazoa, Chordata, Mammalia, Monotremata, Tachyglossidae. The record is from RefSeq and is a predicted model, not a curated record. Gene Ontology annotation, molecular function: pheromone receptor activity. Gene Ontology annotation, cellular component: membrane. The transcript has 3 exons. Gene Ontology annotation, biological process: G protein-coupled receptor signaling pathway. The coding region runs from base 1 to 840 and encodes 279 amino acids.
AUGGAUCUCAUGGAGAUCGUUUUUGGGAUCUUGAUCCUACUGGUGAUCAACUUCGGGAUUUUAGGGAAUGUGUUCCUCCUUCUGGGUUACGUCUACCUGGUCUCUGCCAACGAAAAGACAAAGUCCUCAAAUCUAAUCCUUGCCCACGUGGCCGUGGCCAACACCAUGACCUUUCUGGCCAAGGACAUCCCAGACAUCCUGUCAGCCUGGGGACUGAGAUAUUUCUUGAGUGACGUUGGUUGUAAAACCCUCCUUUACCUGUACAGACUGUCCCGAGGCCUGACCACCUUCACCACCUGCCUCCUGAGCAUCUUCCAGGCCCUCACCAUCAGUCCCACCAGCUCCCAGGGGACAGGACGUAAAGCUAAAUUACCCAAGUGUAUCACCCCAACUUGUCUUCUCUCCUGGAUCCUCAAUAUGCUAGUGGAUGUUGCUACACCCAUACUCGUGACAGGUCUGCAGAACAGCACAAGUAGGCAAACUGUCAACAUUCUGAAAUAUUGUUCCUCCACUAACAUUAGUGCAAUAACCACCCUGGUCAAUGCAAUCUUGCUCUCCUUUCGGGAUCUGCACCACAGGCAGGUCCAGCACCUUCGUGGAUCUGGCCACUCCUCCAGGGAGAUGCCCGAGGUCAGAGCAGCCAGAUAUGUUCUUGCCCUAGUGACCCUCUACAUCCUUCUGUAUGUGCGUGAGACCAUCAUCCUAGGUGUUUUAAUCAACAUUAGGAAAACUUUGCCUCUACUUCUGACCACACAUAUGAUUUUGACAUUCUCCUUCUCAGCUCCUAUACCUCAUUCUUCUGUGCUGGAAGAUCUUGUCAAAAGACCUUUCUGCAAAUAA